Sturnus vulgaris (Common starling) is the source of this 1099-nucleotide messenger RNA. Its product is annotated as C->U-editing enzyme APOBEC-1-like. Gene Ontology annotation, biological process: cytidine to uridine editing. The record is from RefSeq and is a predicted model, not a curated record. Gene Ontology annotation, molecular function: zinc ion binding; cytidine deaminase activity; RNA binding. Lineage: Eukaryota; Metazoa; Chordata; Aves; Passeriformes; Sturnidae. Gene Ontology annotation, cellular component: cytoplasm; nucleus.
GUGGGAGUGGCAGGUUUUGGAUGCACUGGGUCAAAAAUGACAAUGUUGACAAUUACCAUGCGGAAGAGUACUUCCUGGAGCAAAUCUUCGAGCCAAGAAGCUACAGUUUCUGUGACAUCACCUGGUACCUGUCCUGGAGUCCCUGUGAGGACUGCUGUGCUAUAAUACAGGAUUUCCUGGAGGAGGAGCACAAUGUGAACAUGCACAUCCACGUAGCACGGCUCUACUACGAGCACGAUCCCGGAAACUGCGCAGCCCUGAGGGAGCUUGCCAGCUUCCCGAGAGUAACCAUUCAAGCCAUGGAUGUGGAAGACUAUAUGUACUGCUGGGAUACAUUUUUACAAACAGACGGCUAUUUUGAUUUCACGGCGGGGAGCUUUCUGUCGGUGAUAGAGAAGAAUCGUCUAAAGCUGGAAGAGAUCCUUAUGGAUCUUCAUUUAUAGAAUCAAAGAAUAUCUCAAGUUGAAAGGGAUCCAAAAAGAUCAUCAAGUCCAACUCCCUUCUUUUCUCAGGACUUCCUAAAACUAAACAACAUGUCUGAAAUCAUCAUCCAUGUUAUAAACAGUUAUGUAGUAGUUGACUUUCUCUAUAAUUCGUUUGUUUUAAUUAUAAAAUUGUAAUACUUUGUAGAUAAUUAGUGUAAGUCUCAAAUUGCUUUUAAGUAUGGUAAAAUUUGUAAUGGCUUGUGGGCAGCAUAAAAGGGGAGACAAGGCUUUCACAAGAUGUAAGUGGGCUUGUGAAAGGUGUAUUUUAAGAUAUUAUUAUUAUUGCAAAAUAUAUAUCCAAGAUAGCAUAAGUGAAGAGCAGAAGACCAUAAAAGAAGAGUACCAAGCUUAAAAUGGCAUCAGAAGACCACCCUAGACUGCCAGCAACUACUGAACUGUGCGAAUGCUGCAAAAACCUGAAGUAAUAUUGUAGUCAAGGAGCCCAAAAUAAAUCUGAAAAAUCAUCUGAGGGAGUAACACAAUUGUAACAAUAUAAAAACCUGCAGACAGAAGAAGUGGGUGUGCCUGGCUGUGGCCACACACCCAGUGUACGCUGUAACUAUGGCUUUAUGAUUAUGCCUUGUAAUCAUUUAUUAAAACUCUUAAAAAUUUAA